This is a messenger RNA of Hypoxylon fragiforme, 1059 nucleotides long. RefSeq names its product aflatoxin B1 aldehyde reductase member 2. The coding region runs from base 1 to 1059 and encodes 352 amino acids. Gene Ontology annotation, cellular component: cytosol. The transcript has 2 exons. The record is from RefSeq and is a predicted model, not a curated record. Lineage: Eukaryota; Fungi; Ascomycota; Sordariomycetes; Xylariales; Hypoxylaceae.
AUGCCUUUAAUCGCAGCAGCUCCGCAAACCCGUGUCAUCCUGGGUCUGAUGACCUUUGGAACGGAUGAGACUGCUGGCGCUCGUAUAACCGAUAUCAACGAGUUCAACAAGUGCCUGGACACCUUUCAAGCUCGGGGCUAUAACGAGGUUGACACGGCACGAGUCUACGUUAAUGGCCAACAGGAGACCUUCACGAAAGAGGCCAAAUGGAAGGAGCGUGGACUGACACUUGCCACCAAGUUCCAUUAUCCCGCCCAGGAUGGGGCCAAUCAAGCAGCUAAGGUUGUUGAUAGUUUGGAAACGAGCCUGAAAGAGCUCGGUACGGACUGUGUUGAUAUCAUCUACUUGCACGCAGCCGACCGCGCGACACCUUUCGCUGAGACACUCGAAGCAGUAGACAAGCUACACAAGGCGGGCAAAUUCGUACGAUUCGGCAUCUCUAACUUCACGGCUGCCGAGAUAGCGGAGGUAGUGCUGACGUGCAAGUACAACAAUUGGGUGCGGCCUACAAUCUACCAAGGCAUGUAUAACUGCAUUACGCGAGGUAUCGAAGCCGAGCUGGUCCCGGCAUGUCGGCGAUACGGGCUAGACAUCGUGGUAUACAACCCGAUUGCGGGCGGCUUGUUCAGCGGCAAGAUCCGCAGCAUAGAUAUCAAACUCGAAGAUACCAGCCGAUUUGGCACGAAGGGCAACACAGGUGCCAACUAUCGUGGACGGUAUUUCAAGGAGAGUACAUUUCGAGCCUUACAGACGGUGGAGAAGGCGGUGGAGAAGCACGCGGGUCUGACGAUGAUCGAAACUGCUCUGCGGUGGAUAGUGCACCACAGCCAAUUGAAAAUCAAGAACGGCAAUGACGGUAUUAUUAUUGGCAUCAGUUCGCACGACCAGCUCGUUAGCAACUUGGAUAAUCUGGAGAAAGGCCCGCUGCCAGAGGAUGUGGUGACGGCACUAGAUGAGGCAUGGAAAAUCGCGAAAGCAGAUGCACCUAACUACUGGCAUAAAGAUUUAGUGUACAAGUAUGACACGCAAGAAGCGUUAUUUGGGACCAAUGCGAAAUAA